GUCUUUACCAGCUGAGCUCUGACAGCCUGGACCCAGAUCCCUGCUUUAUUACAGGAUCUGAUGUGUGAUCCACCAGAAACUGUUCUCUCGAAACAUUUCACACUAAUCACGCUGAUGUUUUUUUUAUUAUAAUUCACAGAUCUACUCCCCAUCUCUAAGCUACAGUAAAGCACCUCCUCCUCCACACCAGCUGGUUUUAUCCUCCUGAGCCCACUCAUCACGUCCUCCCUGCCCAACUCCAUGUGAACUCCUCGGCUCCUCUCCUCGCCUUCACUCCUCGUCUCCCUCCCUCCUCGGCUCCUCGGAGUGGCGACGCCGCGGCUGCCUGCGUCAGCCGGCCAGUGGAAGCUGCUGCUGGAGGCUGUCGGAUGCUGCAGGGAGCCAGCAGGUGAUGUGUGUGCAUGUGUGUGUGUGUGUGUGUGUGUGUGUUUGUGUGGACGAGUGUGAGCGUACGCAGAUGGGAGAGCAAGCGAGUCAGGGGAAAGGCUGCCUCUCAUCCCUCCUCUCCUCCUCCUCUGCCAUGGAGCUCCUGCAGGCUGAAUCAGGACCAAAUCUGCACAAAGGACUGAGGUAGAGGCACGCUUGUGUGCCGGUGCUUUGGCCAGUAUGAAGAGUGUGUGUCUCAGAGUGUGGACAUCAGGCUCAGCUGUUGUGUUUCUCAACACACUGGCCUUGUCCUGGACAGGUAAAAUUGAGCCAGCUCCAAAAAUCGACGGGCGACACCAGGCAGCUGUGACGCUCCAGGAGAACAUGACACACAGAUUCAACUGCCAGUCAGACGGCUGGGACCCCCGGGCCCCCCCUCUGCUGACCUGGUACUUGAAUGGAGAGCAGCAGAAGGAGCCGCCCCAGAACCGGGGCCGUCGGGUGCUGAAGCGGCGCAAAGGUUCCGAGAUCUCGAGACCUGGGACCCAUCACAACAGCACCUUCUCCUUGCAAGCCAGAAAGUGGGACAGGGAGCUGGUGUGUGUCACAUCAAACCCCAGCACAGGAAAAAGUUACAACGCCACGGUCACGCUCAAUGUCCAGUUCCGGCCAGAGAUCCUCAGGAUAAAUGCCCACUACAGUGAAACCUCAGACCCCGGCCUCUCCCUGGUCCUGUUCGCCUUGGUGCGGUCCAACCCCCCCGCCACCAUCACCUUUGUCGACCAGUCGGGCCAGCCGGUGGCUAACACCUCAGACUUCCUCAUCAUGGACUCACGGAGCUACCCCUGGCUGACCAAUCACACGCUGAGGGUCACGCUGAGUAGUUCAUCAGGGAACAUCACACUGAACGCCAGCAACAGUGUGGGAGCGGUGCAGAGCAACCUCUCUCUGGCUGAGUUCCUGCAGUCUCGUGUGGAGGUUCCCAUGUUUGGAAUCGUCACAGGAGGAGCCAUGGCCUUCAUGGCCCUCCUCAUCCUCAGCCUGAUCGUCCUCUGCCUUAUGCACAAAAACAAGAGCAAGUCCAUCGACGAGCCAGUGGAGAUUCUGAUGACUACAAAAAGUGAGUCAGCGAACCUGAAGACUGACAAAACAGAUAAGAUCCACAUCCGCCGAGAGAACAUGUCUCUGCCUUCCAACAUUCAGCUCUACGACCUCAGCACCCUGAGGCGAUCUCGAGGAGCUGCCCAGAGGAACAGAGUGGGAGAGGAGAAAAAAGGAGAUGAGGACGAGGAAGAUCUGUCUUUAAUCUACGCAGCGAGAGGUUUUGCCAGAUACCCGAUGGUGGGCUACAUCUAUAAAGUGAACAGCACAAGCAGUGAGGAGAUCUGGCUCUGACGGACCUCAGAGGAACACAUCUACUGUAUGUGCAUGAUUCAUUGUUAAUGCAGCUGUCUCAAAGGAAAAACACAAACAACUGCCACAAACAUUUAGCCAGUAACCAUCACCUUCAAGCUGGAGUCUCAGAAAACGUCUUACUUUUAAAGCUUGGACAUUGUUUUAUUAUCUACAGGAAAAAUACAAAAAAACAAAAAACCUGUUUGCACUGCUGACAUGCCUCAACCAUUUAAAGUCUGUCGAAUCAUUUUCUGUCCCCAUGUCCUGUUUCUUAUAAAUGCAUUUAUUGUUCGAUGCUAACAGCAGAAUGUCCCAUGUUGCUCUGGAAUAAAGUGAAGCAUAAAUAUAAACUGUAUUAUUGUUUAUGGACAUGCAACAUGUCUUGUACUGUAUAUUUGUAUGCAUAUGUAUAUGUGUAUAAAAGAGGAGUCUAAUAAAGAGGAUGAUGAGAUUGUAUGCAAAAAAAAAAAAAAAAAGCUAAACAUGCAUUCUGUUGCUCACCAGGGGGCGCUCUACAGUGGCUUUUUAACCUGGUGAACAUGGAUCAUGUGAGUUAUGAGUUAAAUUAAAAACGUUAGUGAGUGGGGAGGGGAAUGGCUUUCUUGAUUAAAAGCAGGUGCAGGA
This is a messenger RNA of Austrofundulus limnaeus, 2385 nucleotides long. It is a transcript of the gene tmem25, whose product is annotated as transmembrane protein 25. The transcript has 9 exons. Gene Ontology annotation, biological process: negative regulation of excitatory postsynaptic potential. The record is from RefSeq and is a predicted model, not a curated record. NCBI's taxonomy places the organism in Eukaryota, Metazoa, Chordata, Actinopteri, Cyprinodontiformes, Rivulidae. Bases 607 to 1761 code for a protein of 384 amino acids.